Molecule: messenger RNA, 2099 nt
Organism: Pichia membranifaciens NRRL Y-2026
Lineage: Eukaryota; Fungi; Ascomycota; Pichiomycetes; Pichiales; Pichiaceae
Exons: 1
Coding region: 64-1911 (615 amino acids)
Biological process (GO): cellular response to unfolded protein; vesicle-mediated transport; protein refolding
Cellular component (GO): cytosol; nucleus; plasma membrane
Molecular function (GO): misfolded protein binding; ATP binding; heat shock protein binding
Source: RefSeq, a predicted model, not a curated record
UAGAACCCCUUCUUGUCCUUCUCUCUCCUCUCCCUUGGCAAGAAACUAUCCCUCUAACUAGAUAUGUCUGAAGGUACUUACGCUGGUGCAAUUGGUAUUGAUUUAGGUACUACCUACUCAUGUGUUGCUGUCUACGACAACACCACUGGUGUUGAAAUUAUUGCUAACGAACAAGGUAACAGAGUUACCCCAUCUUUCGUUGCUUUCACCCCAGAAGAAAGAUUGAUUGGUGAUGCUGCUAAGAACCAAGCUGCUUUGAACCCACAAAACACCGUCUUCGACGCCAAGAGAUUGAUUGGUAGAGCUUUCAGCGAAGAAUCCGUCCAAAAGGAUAUCAAGACCUGGCCAUUCAAGGUUGUCGACGACAACGGAAACCCAAAGAUUGAAGUCUCUUACUUAGGUGAAGAAAAGACUUUCUCUCCACAAGAAAUCUCCUCCAUGGUCUUGACCAAGAUGAAGGAAAUUGCUGAAGCUAAAUUAGGCCAAACUGUUGACAAGGCUGUUGUCACUGUUCCAGCUUAUUUCAAUGACUCCCAGAGACAAGCCACCAAGGAUGCUGGUUCCAUUGCAGGCUUGAACGUUUUGAGAAUCAUCAACGAACCAACCGCUGCUGCAAUUGCUUACGGUUUAGGUGCAGGUAAAUCCGAAACCGAAAAACACAUUUUGAUUUUCGACUUGGGUGGUGGUACUUUCGAUGUCUCCCUUUUGAACAUCGCUGGUGGUGUUUUCACCGUCAAGGCAACCUCUGGUGAUACUCACUUGGGUGGUCAAGAUUUCGAUACCAACUUAUUGGAACAUUUCAAGAAGGAAUUCCAAAAGAAGACCGGUUUGGACAUCUCCAACGACGCUAGAGCUUUGAGAAGAUUAAGAACUGCUUGUGAAAGAGCAAAGAGAACUUUGUCUUCUGUUGCUCAAACUACUGUUGAAGUCGACUCCUUAUUCGAUGGUGAAGACUUCUCUGCUAACAUCACCAGAGCUAGAUUCGAAGACUUGAACUCCGCUUUGUUCAAAUCUACCUUGACUCCAGUUGAACAAGUCAUGAAGGACUCUGGUCUUGACAAGGCUAAGAUUGACGAAGUUGUCUUAGUUGGUGGUUCUACCAGAAUUCCAAAGGUCCAAAAGAUGUUGUCUGACUUCUUCGAUGGUAAGCAAUUAGAAAAGUCUAUCAACCCAGAUGAAGCUGUUGCUUUCGGUGCUGCUGUCCAAGGUGCUAUCUUGACCGGUCAAUCCACCUCCGACGAGACCAAGGACUUGUUAUUGUUGGAUGUUAUUCCAUUAUCCCUUGGUGUUGCUAUGCAAGGUAACGUUUUCGCUCCAGUUGUUCCAAGAAACACCACUGUUCCAACCAUCAAGAGAAGAACCUUCACCACUGUUGCUGACCACCAAACCACUGUCCAAUUCCCAGUCUACCAAGGUGAGAGAGUCAACUGUACCGAAAACACCUUGUUGGGUGAAUUCGACUUGAAGGGUGUCCCACCAAUGCCAGCUGGUGAACCAGUCUUGGAAGCCAUCUUUGAAAUCGAUGCCAAUGGUAUCUUGAAGGUCACUGCUCUGGAAAAGUCCACUGGUAAGUCCGCCAACAUCACCAUCUCCAACUCCAUCGGUAGAUUAUCUUCCGACGAUAUCCAAAAGAUGAUUGACGACGCUGACAAGUUCAAGAAGUCCGACGAAGAAUUCUCCAAGAAGCACGAAGCCAAGCAAAAACUUGAAGCUUACGUUACCUCCAUCGAAGGUACCGUCACCGACCCAGUCUUGUCCGCUAAAAUCAAGAAGGGUUCUAAGGCUAAGAUCGAAUCUGCUUUGUCUGACGCUUUAGCUGCUCUUGAAAUCGAAGAUUCCUCUGCUGAUGACUUGAGAAAGGCUGAAUUAGCUUUGAAGAGAGUCGUCACCAAGGCCAUGGCCACUCGUUAAGGAGGGGGUAUAUUGUUAAAACACUCACGUCUCAUAGUAUGCAUGCUCUCCAUGUAAAUACAUAUGGCUAAUAUAUCUAUUUUAUAAUAUAUACUACACACACAAAAUAUAUAGUUUAGUUCUGUCUAUUUAAUCAUCGUUCAAAUCUCUAUUUCUUCUUUCUAGCUCUAACCCAAUCGCCAUCUCAU